CUCUCUCUCUCUCUCUCUCUCUCUUGGUCGGCCCAUUAAUUACGAAACAGCCACUGCUGCCACCCAAUGCUCCCCAUGCACUAUCCCCGGCCAGAUAUUAACCCGAAAACGCGCCUCCCACCACCACCACCACCACCGUAAGUUUCCUCCCGUAUAAAUGCCGCCGCACCCAUCGGAGCUCUCCGCCCCGCCUCCUUCCAAGCCCUCCGCCGCCGCCUCCUCCAUGGGGGCCCCCUCCUAUUCUUUACAUCUCAUCGGCGACUACAUCGGCGUGGAGAGCUGCGUCGUCGACUACGAGGAGCCGCCCGAUCCCGGCGCCCCCGCCGAGGCGGGCGGCGGCGGCGAUUCCCUCCUCCGGGCCGAGCCCGAGCGCGGUCGGAGGCGGCGGCGGGAGCCGAAGGGGCGGAGGAGGGAGUAUCCGCCGCCGAUCCCGCUGCUGGCGCGCACGGGGAACCUGCACUCGCACAUGCCGUGGGUCCUGAGGCGGCACUACACCAGCGACGGCCGGCUGGUCCUGACGGAGGAGAAGGUGCGGCACCACGAGUACUUCCGCGCCCGCCGUGCCAACGGCCGACUCACGCUCCAGCUCGUCCCCCUCGACGGCGACGCCCCUUACCUCCCGACGAUCGCGGACGACGACAACGACGAGGAAGAGGAGGAGGAGGAGGAGGUUUUGAAUCCCGAGGCUGCUGGGAUAACAAUCGCCGGCGAUCUCGACAAUCGCGACGGCGGCGGCGGCGACGACGACGAUUGCCAGGGCGAGGCCGGCGAUCGCGGAGGCGGCGGCGAGGAGGAGGAGGAGGAGGAGGAGGAUCGCGCGAAGCUGGCGUCGUCGAUCGCGGAGCUGACGGUGGAGAGCGGCGGCGGCGGAAUGGGAGGGGGCAACGGGGCGGGGAAGUGCUCGAACUACACCGGCAUUAGCGUGAGCCCGAGCUCUUCCUGCAUAUUCGGAGUGCCGGUGCCGGUGCCGGCUCUCCGGCCGGUGCAUAGCUAGGAGUCCCGGGAAACAACAUCCCCCCCCGCCCAUCAUCGCAAGCUCCCAUGGAUGGACGGACGGACGGAUGGAUGCAGGAAUCCGAGUGAGUUAGGGAAGAGGAGGUUGGUGCAAUCUAGGGUUACAGUAACAGGUGAGUCCCAGAAGAAGCAUUAGGCCAUUGUUCUCUCUCCUUCGGCUUUUCAAUUUUUGAUUUCGACCCAUUCAC
Syzygium oleosum is the source of this 1202-nucleotide messenger RNA. RefSeq lists its product as uncharacterized. The record is from RefSeq and is a predicted model, not a curated record. The transcript has a single exon. The coding region runs from base 158 to 994 and encodes 278 amino acids. Lineage: Eukaryota; Viridiplantae; Streptophyta; Magnoliopsida; Myrtales; Myrtaceae.